AUGUCCUCGACUGUCACGUACAACGGCACGACCGGCACCGCCGACGAGGGCUACUCCAGCCAUGUCCAAGAUCUUAACGUCUUCUACGAUACCGGCCACAUGACCUUCAUCGCCCUCUCCUCGGUUCUCGUGCUGCUCAUGAUCCCCGGUGUCGGCUUCUUCUACAGCGGCCUCGCCCGCCGCAAGUCGGCCCUGCAGCUGGUCCUCCUCUCGAUGCUGUCCGUCGCCGUCAUCGGCUUCCAGUGGUUCUUCUGGGGCUACUCGCUCACCUUUUCGCGCACCGGCAACGCCUUCCUCGGCGACCUGUCCCAGUUCGGCCUGAUGAAGACGCUCGCGCAGCCCAACGGCAGCAGCGCCACGCCCGACAUUCUCUUCUGCCUCUACCAGGGCAUGUUUGCCGCCAUCACUCCCGCCCUGGCCAUCGGCGCCGUCGCUGACCGCGGCCGCAUGCUCCCCGCCGUCGUCUUCAUGUUCAUCUGGUCGACGGUCGUCUACGACCCGAUCGCGUACUGGACGUGGAACGCCAACGGCUGGCUCGCCACCCUCCCCUCGUACGACUUCGCCGGCGGCGGCCCCGUGCACGUCGCCUCGGGCGCGUGCGCGCUCGCCUACAGCCUGAUGCUCGGCAAGCGCGCCGGCUACAGCACCACCCACGGCCUGCCGUACCGCCCGCACUCCGUCACCAACGUGCUCCUCGGCACCGUCUUCCUCUGGGUCGGCUGGUUCGGGUUCAACGGCGGCUCCGCGCUCGCCAUGAACCUGCGCGCCAUCAUGGCCUGCUACGUCACCCACCUCGCCGCCUCCGUUGCCGGCGUCGUCUGGGUCCUCCUCGACUACCGCCUCGAGCGCAAGUGGAGCACCAUCGGCUUCUGCUCCGGCGCCAUCACCGGACUCGUCGCCAUCACCCCCGCCGCGGGGUUCGUCCCCAGCUGGGCCGCCGUCGUCAUCGGCGCCGUCGGCGCCGUCUGCUGCAACUUUGCCACCAAGCUCAAGUUCCUCAUCGGCGUCGACGACGCCCUCGACAUCUUUGCCGUCCACGGCAUCGGCGGCAUAGUUGGCAACAUCCUCACCGGCGUCUUCGGAGCAUCUUACAUUGCCAACCUCGACGGCACCGAGCACGCGCCCAUCGGCUGGAUCGAGGGCAACUGGGUCCAGGUCGGCCGCCAGCUGGCCGGCACCUGCGCCGCCUUUGGCUGGUCCUUUGGCCUGUCGUGCAUCAUCCUCUUCCUGAUGAACCUGGUGCCCGGCCUGUCACUGCGCGUCAGCGCGACCGACGAGGACGUCGGCAUCGACGACGCCCAGCUGGGCGAGUUCGCGUACGACUACGUCGAGCUCAAGCGCAACUUCAACGACAUGGGGCUAGCGACGACGGACGUCUCCGCGUCGAGCAGCACGGAAAAGGUGGCGACGGCGGUUUAA
Molecule: messenger RNA, 1419 nt
Organism: Cordyceps fumosorosea ARSEF 2679
Lineage: Eukaryota; Fungi; Ascomycota; Sordariomycetes; Hypocreales; Cordycipitaceae
Product: ammonium transporter MEP2
Exons: 4
Coding region: 1-1419 (472 amino acids)
Biological process (GO): ammonium transmembrane transport
Cellular component (GO): plasma membrane
Molecular function (GO): ammonium channel activity
Source: RefSeq, a predicted model, not a curated record